Messenger RNA from Misgurnus anguillicaudatus (oriental weatherfish), 3596 nucleotides. NCBI's taxonomy places the organism in Eukaryota, Metazoa, Chordata, Actinopteri, Cypriniformes, Cobitidae. The record is from RefSeq and is a predicted model, not a curated record.
AACAAUAAAUAUUACCAUAAAUACACUAUUAAAAAUGAUAUCUCUACUGUAUGUACUCAUUAAAAAAAAGAUGAUGGUGGGUGUGUUUGUGUGCUUCCCCAAUGAGAUGCUUCAUCACCUGACCGUCCCUGGACUCCAAUGCCCAGAACUCUGGCCGUGAUGACGCGCCGCCGCAGCGCGCAACGCGUCUCACGCAACGCUCUGUGUUUUGGAGAAGAACGGAAGAUGGCGACCUCAAACAAUCCGCGCAAAUUCAGCGAGAAGAUCGCCCUGCACAACCAGAAGCAGGCGGAGGAGACCGCGGCGUUUGAGGAGGUCAUGAAGGACCUAAGCAUCACGCGAGCUGCGCGGCUGCAGUUGCAGAAGACCCAGUAUUUGCAACUAAGCCAGAAUCGAGCUCAGUGCUAUGGAGGGUCACUGCCCAAUGUCAAUCAGAUUGGAAAUAGCAACACUGACCUCCCUUUUCAGAUUAUUUUUCAGACGACAGUUCUGGACACCAGUCGGACAACCCGACAUCACGGCCUGGUGGACCGUGUGUACCGCGACAGAAAUCGCAUCGCUUCUCCGCAUCGCAGGCCUCUCUCCGUGGACAAGCAUGGACGUCAGAUUGACAGCUGCCCAUAUGGCUCAGUAUAUCUGUCUCCACCCCCUGACACAAGCUGGAGGAGGACAAACUCUGACUCAGCUCUACACCAGAGUGCUGUGACUCCACAGGACACUUUUGUCGGUGGAUCUCAGGAACUGCAGUCAAAAGGAGUUAAAACAUUGCUGUUGCUCACCCCUCCAGACACAGAAGACACCGAAACAGAGAUGGAGAAAGAUGAGCCAAAAGGAUCUCUACACUCAGAGUCACAUGAUGUUCCUGGAAUUAACAUAUUUCCAUCUCCUGAUCAAGAAAUGAACAGCUCUCUGAUGCCAGCGGCUCACAGCACAGGUGGCUCUUUACCCGAUCUGACAAACAUCCAGUUUCCACCCCCUCUUCCCACCCCGCUGGAUCCAGAUGAUCCCAUUACCUUCCCCACAUCCAGUCCCAGCACUACCAAUAACCUGACAACCAACCUGACACAUUUGGGCAUCAGCGCAGCCAGUCACGUUCCUCCCAACCCUCCCGCCCAGCACACCGGACCCUCGCCCAAUAUCAACCAACAGCAGCAACCCACUCCCACACUCCAACCUGCGGUGUCAUCUCAAAUACCCAUCGCACAGCCGAUGGCGAUGGACAGCCUGACAUUAGAGCAGCAGUUAUCUCAAUACUCACUCUUGAGUUUACUGAACGAUCUGCAGAAACAGCCACACACGCUCCCGCAAAACAUCCGUCUCAUACGACUCCCACCUCUCACUGUAAGCUCCACACCCAACACCACCCAAAACUCUCUCGACAGCCAAUCACAGACGGUCACGAGCGGAACCGCCAACUCUUUCACUCAACAGUACCGCAGUCAGACCGGCUCUUCAGCCAAUCAAUCACCCACAUCUCCAGUGUCCAAUCAGGGCUUCUCACCCGGAGGCUCACCACAACACAUGCCUGGUGUUGGCAGCAUCUUUGGAGAUUCGUUCUAUGAUCAGCAGCUGUCAUCCAGACAGACCACUGCCCUCUCUAACCAGUUGGAGCAGUUCAAUAUGAAUAUGAUGGAAAAUCCAGGCAGCUCCAGUCACUGUUCGACACUGAACUACACGCAGGCAGCCAUGAUGGGCUUAACUGGAACCCACAGCAGUCAGUCGGACUCACAGCAGCUGAGCUACAGUAGCCAUGGCAACAUUCCCAACAUCAUCCUCACAGUGACGGGAGAGUCUCCGCCAAGUCUCUCCAAGGAACUCAGCAGCUCAUUGGCCAGCGUUGGUGAUGUCAGCUUUGACGCAGACUCACAGUUCCCAUUGGAUGAGUUGAAGAUAGACCCCCUGACACUGGACGGACUGCAUAUGCUCAACGACCCGGACAUGGUUCUCGCCGACCCGGCCACUGAGGACACGUUCCGCAUGGAUCGACUGUGAAUCUGUGAAUGCCAUUUUAAGCAAGACAUUCAGCUGCAUGGCCUCUCUGUUCACCAUCUGGUCAGUGGCCGUCCCCCCAACCACCCACACGACGGCAUGCUGGCGAACCGCUCGUGACCGGAGGCUGAUGGUGGGGGUUUGGGGGGUGAGUGGAGGUGGAAUUGCUGUAUCCACACUGGAUAGUUUCCAAUGCGCAAUACUGUCCACCAUCCACUCUCUUUUUGUAGUCAUCGUUUUGUUUUGCAUUUCGUUGUCUAGUGUUUGUUAAUUAUUUUGUCUAUUUUUGGAGGAACAUAGCUUUUAUUUGAUAAUGUUUGUUUUCAGUAAAAUCGUCUUUGGUAUAAAUUUGUGAUACGCCAAAAUAUCUGUUUUUAAUGUUUACAUAAUUAUGCCAUAUGUCCUUUAAUAAUGAUCUGUGUAUGUGUUCGACAUAUUUAUUCAUAUUUUGUAUUAUGAUUAUUUUUAUUCAUGUUUAUGUAAUGUUAAGGAGCACUACUCCCCCAGAUUGUGUAUCAAGGGUUUAAGGGAGGUUGCUCAACAUGUAGUGGAAGAGUUAAAAUUUGCUUUAACAAAAUGGCUUCCAUAAUAUUUCAUUUUGCUAGCAUUUUAUAACAUUCGAACACGAUGAUCUGUUAUUAUUCUUGUUUGUAUAUUCUAAUAUUCGCCAGUGAUUCUAUAGAGAACGACAGCAGUCUCUGGAGGUUUUGUGUACGUGGGACAUCUUGUAUCUUUCGCAUAUGUUGAAGUUUUGUUCGCUGUUAUCGCUGUAUUGUUCGCUUCACAGGUGGUCGGUAAAUGUGACCCAAGAGCUGCUGCAGUAACCUGCUAAACACUUCACUGUGAGAGGACCUGAUUUUGCCUUAUAUAAAAACAAAAUGCUGUUUUUAACCGUCAAUGUGUUUUUCUAACGUCUCGGAAACGAUUUUCUCUCGUGUCUGUUUCUAGUUCGGCUGUGGUAUUCUUGUUUUGACUAUGCCAUUUUGUUCGGUAUUCUGUAUGGUUUGUAUUUGUACUGCCAAACGUCAACUUGAGAUUCUGUUGUGAAGAUAAUGUCAAUCUAAUGGCUUGGGGAGAGUAAUGCUCCUUAUUCUCUGUGCUGUUAUGGGAAGUUUUGUGUUUAUUAUUUUUUUAAGGGUAUGUUCGAGCCCUGUUGCACAUUGAUCAAAUUAUAUUUUAUUUUUUUGUGUGCUAUACGAAAGGUAUUAAGGAAUCACUCAUUUGUAAUUCAGCAUUAUGGUGUACAGUCUGGUGCAAAAGUCUGAGAUCACAUGAAAAUGAACGACCAUUGUAACGAUUUCCUUGCUACCAUUGAAGCACACAAGAUGAUUUUUGGAACAGUAUGAGAUAAACAUUAUCAGGUUUAUCACAAACUUGUGGAGUCUAUGCCUGCUUAAAGGGAUAGUUCACCCUAAUUUUUUUUUUUUUUUUUACGUUUUUUUGACUCCUAUACAUUUUCUACUGUACUAUAAAAAUUCAAUGGUGCUCAAACUUUUUGAUUACAAACAUUUUUCUAAAUAUCUUCUGUUGUGUUCAGCAGAACAACAAAAUUGCAGGUUUGAUCAACUACACUGCAAAAAAUUAUUUUCAAGAAAACAUUUUCUUAG